AUGGGAGGCAUGCGGGGCCCAUCAAAAAUGGGCUCCGGCUCUUCCAGUUGUGAGAGCAGCGGUGCAAAUGACACCCAUGAUGUUGCCGAAAAGCUCGGAUUUGAGAAGCUAUCUGAAAAGGCGAUCAAAGAGUACUAUUCGCAUGCUGUUCUUUAUAGACAUAAGAAGACGGGUGCGGAAAUUAUGUCUCUAUCGAAUUCCGACGAAAACAAGGCUUUCGGCAUUGUCUUCAGUACUCCUCCGAGAGAUUCAACUGGCGAACCUCACAUACUUGAGCACAGUGUGUUAUGUGGAUCGAGGAAAUACCCUGUGAAAGAACCCUUUGUUGAAUUGCUGAAAGGUAGUUUUUAUACUUUCUUAAAUGCAUUUACCUACCCUGACAGGACCUACUAUCCAGUCGCUUCGACAAAUGUGAAGGAUUUCUACAAUUUAGUUGAUGUGUAUUUGGAUGCUGUGUUCUUUCCUAAAUGCGUUGAGGACAUCCAGAUUUUUCAACAGGAGGGUUGGCAUUAUGAGCUUAAUGAUCUCGCCGAAGAUAUCUCUAUAAAAGGUUUCAUCUAA
Messenger RNA from Ananas comosus (pineapple), 561 nucleotides. Its product is annotated as presequence protease 2, chloroplastic/mitochondrial-like. The record is from RefSeq and is a predicted model, not a curated record. Lineage: Eukaryota; Viridiplantae; Streptophyta; Magnoliopsida; Poales; Bromeliaceae. The coding region runs from base 1 to 561 and encodes 186 amino acids. Gene Ontology annotation, molecular function: metal ion binding. Gene Ontology annotation, cellular component: mitochondrion; chloroplast. Gene Ontology annotation, biological process: protein processing. The transcript has 4 exons.